AUGUCCUACACCCAAAACGACCCCGAUGCGGCUAUACCAACAAUGCAUCUUUGCGACGGCUGCAAGCAGGGAACCACUUCUAGACUGGACUGCGCGAAUCUGGAGAAAGUCGUAUGCUUCACCUGUCCUCGUCGAGAUCACUUCAGCGGCGACUGUGACGACUUGAUACGCAAACGCAACCCUCCGUCAAGUGUACCAGCCUUUUGGUCCUCGCUUCCGCUGCGGCGGCUGUUUCCCACUAUCAGCACAAGAAGUUCCACAACAGAGUCAACGGAUGGGGCGACUCCAACACCAUAUGAGAGCAAGGAAUACACCGAAAGGAAAGAAGUCGAGAUACAACUACUAGACUGGCAAGAUCGCUGCAACGAUGCUUUACGUCUGCUGCGAGCAUGUGAUCGCAAGGACGCCGCCGAUGCUUUGGAACUCCAGCGUCCAGACCUUCGCGGAUGGAAAGAACCCUCGGACAAGGAGUACACACAUGUACAUGAAUACGAAAAGGUUGCCAAUAUAUUCAGCGACCAAGUCCUGGUGACCCGGGAUUCAAGCCGUAGACUAACACGGAGGAAACAGCACCUUAACGCGACGAAGAAGUAUUGCCUUGCCAUCUUCCAGAAACUCGAAGCGUUCGACCUUGCGGAAGCAGGUGAGACGCCUUCCACCAAGUUCAUAAAUGAUUGA
Molecule: messenger RNA, 678 nt
Organism: Alternaria infectoria
Lineage: Eukaryota; Fungi; Ascomycota; Dothideomycetes; Pleosporales; Pleosporaceae
Exons: 1
Coding region: 1-678 (225 amino acids)
Source: RefSeq, a predicted model, not a curated record